Messenger RNA from Parus major (Great Tit), 5534 nucleotides. It is a transcript of the gene FAM53B, whose product is annotated as family with sequence similarity 53 member B. Gene Ontology annotation, biological process: positive regulation of canonical Wnt signaling pathway; protein import into nucleus. Gene Ontology annotation, cellular component: nucleus. The record is from RefSeq and is a predicted model, not a curated record. Bases 891 to 2036 code for a protein of 381 amino acids. The transcript has 6 exons. NCBI's taxonomy places the organism in Eukaryota, Metazoa, Chordata, Aves, Passeriformes, Paridae.
UCCCAUUGCAGGGGUCCUUGUGGGGCUGGGCAAAAAUAUCACCAAAACAACAGCCUGCUCCUCAGAGAGCUAAAUAUAAACUAAUUGGGUGAGGAGGAGGGAAUUUUCCACCAUGCUCCUCCUCUGUGCCUGCCAGCCUGCCCGGUCAUGAAGCCUAUGGGCUGCUCCCCGCUGGGGAAUCUCCUGUCCCCAGUCCCCAGCAUCUCAUGGGAUGAGUGCCACCACUUCCUUUAGGGAUGAAGCCUUCUGCACAUUCCUUGGAAGCUGUCAGGCCACUGGCAGACCUGAGCCCUGGAGCUCUGGUUCUGCCCACAAGUCUCCCUACGGGCAGUGGCCGUGUGUAAUUGUGAAAAAGGACUUCUCCAAGGUCACACUCCGUGCCAGCCUGGCUGCCCACGACCCAGCGAUUUCUGGAGAGCAGCAAUGCAGAACCUGGCUCUGCUACAGGGAACUGGAGAGAGCAGAUCCAUGGGCUGUUUCGUUUUUCCAAACUUUUCUGAGCUGGCUGCCUUUAGAGAGACAAAAAUUCUCAAGCAAGAGCCUGUUUCUGAAACCUCACUGGGAUAGUGCAUCUCAGUACAGGCUGUGGAUGUAUGGGUCUUUAGUCAUCAACAGUUGCCAGGGAGGAAAAGGCAAAGUCACUGCCAGCACCAUUUCCUUCGAGCUAAAGAUGUUGAGACAAAGCACCUCUGCCCCUGCCCUGUCCUUUCAGUCCUUCCGCUGCUGGGAGCUUUCCACACCCCGAGGCUGUCCCUGCACAUCCCCUGAGGAGCCGGCAGGGCCCAGCCUCUCCUGGGGGAACAUGGACUGAAAGAGGAGCUUUGCCAGCCCCCAGCUGCCAGCACCCUUUGCCUGGACCCUGAUGGACUCCGAGGCAGGACUGCAUUACCAUGGUGAUGAUCUUAACCAAAACUCGGGAAAACAAAGGUGCUGACUCCGUAACAUGCAGGACUGAGCUGCACACUCCAAAGAUGAGUCAAGGACCUACCCUCUUCUCUUGUGGCGUGAUGGAAAAUGACAGAUGGAGAGAUCUCAGCAGGAAAUGUCCACUCCAGCUCGAGCAGCCGGGCAUCUGGGACUGCCUGUCGGACAAGGGCGAGGAGGGCUCGCGGUGGCCGAGGGACACGGCCGGCACCUGCUCCGUCACCAACCUGAUCAAGGACCUGAGCCUCAGCGACCCCCAUGGCCACCCCUCAGCUCCUCCCAGCAAGCGCCAGUGCCGCUCGCUGUCCUUCUCGGAUGAGAUGUCGGGCUGUGGGACCUCGUGGAGACCCCUGGGCUCCAAGGUGUGGACGCCGGUGGAGAAGAGGCGCUGCUACAGCGGCGGCAGCGUCCAGCGCUACUCCAAUGGCUUCGCCACCAUGCAGAGGAGCUCCAGCUUCAGCCUGCCCGCCCGCUCCAACCCGCUCUGCGGCGAGCAUCCCACCCUCGCCGCCCGCCUGGGCGGCCAGCCCAGGAAAUCGGCUGCUGGAGGGCACGGGGGUGACAGGGUGGACAUUCAGAGGUCCCUGUCCUGCUCGCACGACCGCUUCUCGUGCUCGGAGUACGGCGCGCCCUCAGCCAGCAGCACGCCGGCCUCCACGCCCGAGCUGGGCCGCCGCGCCGCCGGCCUCUCCCGCAGCCGCUCCCAGCCCUGCGUCCUCAACGACAAAAAGGUUGGAAUCAAGCGGAGGAGGCCGGAGGAGGUGCAGGAGCAGCGGCCCUCGCUGGACCUCGCCAAGAUGACCCAGAACCGCCAGACUUUCAACAGCCUCACCUGCCUUAGCACCACGGCCGAGGACGGCUCCCAGCGGCUCCAGGGCCCCCAGCCGUGGCCCACGGCUCCGGAGGUGAUGCCGGGCAGGACCCCCGCCUGCACCCCGGUCCCGGAGCCACCCCGUGCCCCAAACAGCAGGGAUGACCUGUCCUGCGAGGAGGAGGAGGAGAGUGCCGGGAAGGAGGAGGACAGGGUGGCCUGGCGGAGCGGUGGGACGGGCACCGAGAGCCUCUUCCAGCUGGAUGGCGAGAUAGACAUCGAGCAGAUAGAGAACAACUGAGGAGGGAGCAGCUCUUCUCGCCCUGGGCUCUGGGGGCUGCCAGCAGAGCCGGGGAGGGCUCCUCGUGUCCAGCGAGUUUGUGGGAUUCUGUCACUGCUGCCCUUCCUGCCAGCUGGAGGGGAUGAAGCAGCUUUGCCAAAAUUUCAUCAGGUAUUUAGAGGAAUUCGUGUGCAUGCGUGUGUAAAUCUUGAAAUUCUUUGUAACUACUGUAGCCAGAGAUCAGCCAGUUGGAGGAAAGUGCCUGUCCCACAGGGAAAGCGGGCACGGGGAUCGCCAAAAACUUGGGAUCCACGAGUAAAUGGCUUUUGCCAGGAUAGGGGUGGAGCUGAUGGGAGCUGGCCGUGCUCCCACAGAGCCCACCUGUGCUAGUUCAGAAAGGGGUGCACAAGGAGAAACCACCACCCCUGGGACUGGAGAAAGGGAGGGAAAAGCAGAAUAUUGAGAUUUGCAAACACUGGCUGGUGGCUGCCUGGGUGGCUGCGGUUCCUUUCCUCCGGCCGUGUCCCGUGCGGCCCCGGCACCUCCCUCACUCCCCAUGUCCCUGGCAGUGCCGUGAGAAGGAAAUCACAAGUGAAGAGUUUUGCUUAGAUUUAAUAAUGGCAAGAGCUGGAUUUUUACUCCUUUAUUUUUAGUUUUCCUGAUGAGGAGUUAAACAGAUCCCUGGCCCAUUCAGGGCAGCAUCUGCAGCAGCGCUUGCUGGGUGCUGCAUGGAGAUGCUCAAAUGCCUUCCUUCCCUAUUCUUUUUCUUCCCAGCCCCCUCUCUCAACUCUUUUGGGAAAAAAAACAACCCUACUCAGGCUCAGUGCCACCCUCAUUUGGGUUCCCAACACCCUGUUUUGAGCAGGGCUGGGCUGUUUACCCAUUUACCAGCAGCUGUGCCCACUUCUCUACCCGGGGCAGGGCUGCCACCCUCUUUUUUUUUGGCUUUACUGUGAAGGGCUGCCUGCCCGAGGCACGUCAUGGAGGGGUUACUUGACAAAGUCAGCUGGCAAAAGGCUGAAAAUCCAGGUAGCAGCACUGAAAGCUUUUCCUCUUCCUGUGCCUUUUUUAAGCACAGAUAAAGUGGUGACCAUUAUGUUUGUACAAUAUGAAUUCUCUUUGCUAAAAAUAAGCUGUCCACUCGCUAACAGGUUUAGAAGGACACUUUUUUUUUUCUCCAUCUGGUUUUGUUUUUGGGUUUUUUUAUUAUUGUUUGUUUAAAGCUCUAGGAAAGCUGUACAAAUGGCUUCCAGCAUCUUCUGGAUUCCUUCUGCUGGUUCCUUCAAGCUCAGGGGUCACUUCCCGAGCUUUGGAAAUGCAAGAAAAGAGAAAAACCAUUGAUACCAAGAGCAGUUGAAGACAGGACAUUUUUAAUGGGGUUCAGCACCCCGCUGGCAAUGCCUUGAGGGUCCAUAACUCAGAAGGGCUGAGAGCUGCUGGUACAGGUUUCAUCCAUCAUUUCUGGUUAUGUUAGUGCACUUUUUUCUGCAGUGGUUUGGGAUGUGUGUGGCAUCUCCCACCACAGUGGAACCCAUCGGUUGUUACCCCUGUCCUGCCACUGCUGAGGUUUUGCUGGUGGCUGUGGCCAUGUCCACUCCCUCCAGGCAAGCAGGACAAGCCCCAGAUAUUCGGGGAGGGGAUGACAGGGAUGUCUUUUCAUUUUGGGGAACCCUCCAGCUCUUUUAAAGUGUCGCUUGUUGCAUCACUUAGAAGAAAAUACAUCCUGGGUUAGUUUCUAUCCCUCCUGUUGUGGAGGGUCCAGCCAUGCCAGUGUUUUCCCAGGCUGCUGCCCCUCUGUCCGUGCCCCUGCAGUGGCACCCUCACAGCACAGUUCUUGGCUUUGAGUCUUCCUGAUGCUCCAUCCAUCCAUCCAUCCAUCCAUCCAUCCCUCCCCACCACCGGCACGUCCUGGUCUCGGGGUGCACAGCUCCCGCUGGCCACAGGCACCUCCUCAGCUGAGCAACAAAGGGCAAAUUCACCCCAAUCCACGUCCGGCUGCCGCCGCAGAGCUCCGGGUGGGCUCUCGAGUGGGCAUCCCCAGGGCUGGAACUCCUAAGGGCUUCUGUUUUCUUUCCAAGGGCUGCUCCUGGUGCCAUUCUAACCCUCUAGAGGGGGAAGGUGGCCAAUGGACCACGGCCCAGCUGUCCUGGACCUGGUGGCCAAAGGGCCACAGCCCAGCUGUCCUGGACGUAGCCGUAGCAUUCAGUUUACAUUCAGCACAACCCGUUUGCCUUACUAAAAACGCUUCUCCAAUGAGUCAUGGCCUUACACUGGGCACGUUGGCGUAGGCACAGACUACAGUUAGCGACAGUUUUGAGGCCACAGUGAUGUUCUGUUGGGUAUUUUUUGUUGGGUUUGUAUGAUUUCACGUACUUAUUCUCAGUUUAAGAAAGCCUUACUUUUCAAUUUUUUUCUCUCUUUCUCUCUCUCUCUCUCUCUCUGUAGAGGUAAAAUAUUUGUGGAUUUAUAUAUAUAUAUAAAUAUAUAUAUAAAUAAAGUAAUUAAAAAUAUUAAAUAUAAUAUAGUAUGUGCCUCAGAUUCAGGGGACAUCCUGUUGAUUGUAAAGUCAGAAGUGGCGUUGCUCCCCUGGUGUCAGGAGAUCUGUCCCCUAUGCAGUGGGAGAGCAGGGCAUCCCCUGGGGGUCUUGCUCUUGGUUUGUAAAGGACUUCACCUAUUACACAGAUGUUUUGGGAACCCCCCAAAUCCCCUGGCAAACCCCUGCCGGCUGCCAGAAUGUGAUACUAAAGUAAUAUGCAGACAAGGGAUGUUAUUCCUUGCUAGGUAGCUCAAAUAGGCUCAUUAUUGUGAAGGGACUCAGUGGCUUGUCCAUGGUGUGACCCAGUCUGGGCAGCAGCUGUUUUGGGAUGACACCAAAGCUGUGGCAGCAGCAAUAAAGGUUCUUCAUCCUGAAAAAAAAAUAGGAUUUUAACACAGAAAGUCUUAGCAGGCACACACAGAGUUCGCUGUGUGUUUUGCAGAUGUAGCUCUUUGAGCCUGUCCUAUGAAAGAGUACAUUGAAAAAAAAAAAAAGAAACCAACGAAAAGAAGCGUUUGUAAAAUAGAUUGUAAUUUUUCCACGUGCUAGCAUAGCCUGUUUGGCCAAUAAAGUUGUGUUUCAAGUGCAUUGUUUAAAGCUCCUGGCUGCCCAGGCGAACAGACUGAUGUAGGAUGUUCUAGGAUUGUAGCAGUGCUUUGCGGCGUGUGUGGGUUCGGUGUUCAAGAAAGAAAAAGAAGAGGAUGGCCAAAUAAAAAACAAAACAAAAAUGAAAAAAAUGGGAAGAAGAAUAAAAAAACAAAGCCUUCUGGAGCUAUGACCUGUAGUAGCCAAGUCUCGCUGGCAAUUGCACAAGCGCCGCGGGCCGUGCGUGUCCCGGGAGGGGCUGCCCGAGGUGUCCCCUCCGCGGGCGGGCGAGGAGGCUGCUCCUGCCCCCUCCAUGACUUGAUUGCACUAGAGCAGCUCAAUCUCAGGAAAUUGCUUGUUACUUUUACUGUGUAAAUAAAGCUUCCUGGUUCAAUAAC